This is a messenger RNA of Owenia fusiformis, 4809 nucleotides long. NCBI's taxonomy places the organism in Eukaryota, Metazoa, Annelida, Polychaeta, Sabellida, Oweniidae. The record is from the annotation of a GenBank genome assembly.
UUCAGAUUCCAGUAACAAUUCCGCUUGGUCUCCGUUUUACGGAGGAGGUAAUGCAAGACUAGAUGAGAAAUCCAUAAACUACAUCCACAAGUUCUAUUGUAAAGACUGUAGGAUGGCAGAAGAGGCGAAGAAAAGAGCCGAGGCUUCUGGAGGCGAGCCGUCUCCUACGAGCCCAUUGUCAUCUUUGGAGGAUGUGUCCCUCACACAAAAGAUGGAGUCAAAUAAAGAAUCUCUAAAGCGCAAGCUGAUGUUACGGAGAUCUGUAACAGAACUGGUAGAUCAGGGUAUAUAUCCAUCAUUGAAGACUCCUCCUGCCUUUGCAGAGAAGAGCAGACAGCUGGCAAGAGCAAAGACUGGAGAUCUACUGAAAUACAAAAUCCAACAUAGACCUAACAGACAGUCUCUUGUCCAGCAACAUAUUCUAGAAGACCCUGGCAAUGUUGAUCCGUCUCUACUGGAGCGCCAGAGGCAGUUAAAGAGGGCUCGACUGAGGGACUCAAUGAAUGAGAAAAUAGCUCAUAGACCUGGACCAUUGGAGUUAGUUGAAGGCCACAUAUUGGAGUCUGAUGGCAAACUUGCUAGUGCUAUACAAGAUGGGAAUGUGCAUUAUAACAAGACAUGUGAGGGAGAAAACAUUGGAGACAGAGCUACACAAUUUCUGUUUGAUGAUGACAGUACAAGUGAUACUGCUCUUUCACCUCAAUCAGAAUCAGACACAUCAGCUCUCAGCCCAGCCCAUAGUGCAAUCAGUAGUACGACAUCUUCAUUGUCCAUCCCUUCACCACCAGAUAUUACUCCUCUAUUGCAGAAAAUACAGAAAUCCACAACACAACCCGGCCAAUUUACAUUUCAUGGUACAAUCACACCAUAUACAUCUCAGUCCUUCACAAACAUUACCCCAGUCACGACCGCAAACUUUUCGGUCGUAUCCAGCUCAACAUCUGCCAAAGGAAGCAGUAAUCUCGCUUCUGCUAAAGCUCGAAUUCGCAACAAACAGAAGCAGAAGCAACCACAGCUUAAAUCCAAAGUUAUCAAAUUCCAUGAGUAUAAAGGUCCACCUGCGACAUCAUCCAAAACAAGCAGUUUGUCAACUUCCACAUCAACAACAACGACAACAGCGAUGACGUCAAAUGACACGGAGGAUGAUGGGACACCAUAUCAUAUUCUACUUCAGCAACAGCAGCUGUUCCUUCAGUGGCAGCUUGAAUUCCAGCAAAACCAGAAAAACCAGCAACAACAACAACAAGGGCAGACUGCACAACCAGCUCAGCCUGUUAACCUGCUGACUGCUCCCCCUCCACCACCCAUCCCAUCCUGUCUCAGUCCACCUUUGUCAGUGCAGUCCGUGCAGUCAGUAGCCAGUGCAAGCAGUGAGCCAUCCCCCCAACCCCCAAAGGCACACUUAGUCAUCACCACUCCUCAACCUGUCCCCACACCCCCUAAAUCAACAACACCAGCCCCAUCUCCCAUGCCAACCAUCACUCUUGGUCCUAGCCCUGUAACGCAGCCUGCUGUUCAGAAACCUGUUGCUAUACUUGCCCCAGGGAAACCCCAGGCCAUGAUGCAGGUACAGAACAAGGCAGGAUUUGGAGGCAAAAAGCAACAACCACCAGCUAAUGUAGCCAACCUGCCUCUACUGACCAACCUAGAAGAAAUGAAGGUUGCUGAUUUGAAAAUUGAGUGUAAGAAACGAGGCCUCACUGUCUCAGGCCCUAAACCGGUACUUAUUAACAAACUCAGACCAUUCGCAGAGCCAAAACCAGUUACCGAUGAUAACGAGGCUUCAAUGCCAAGCUUUCCAAAUAUUAAGAACGUUAGUAGAGUUAUCAACAUGCAGCCUAAGACUCCUGCGACUCAGACUGUAACUCAGACUAGCCCCCAGAAUAACAUGUCUAACCUGGAGGACACCAUUAGUAAUGUAGCUAUGGGGAAUAUCUCGCCACCGGAGUCUCCAAUGGACAAUCCUCUAUCCCCUGAGAAUGCAAUGGAGGUGACCACACCAACAUUACUCACUUCUAUUAAAGGAUCUUUCACUGCAUUAGCGGAGCAGGUACCCAUGGUGAUUGAUCCAAUAUCUAGACCACCUUCUGUGGCUCCAGAAGCCAUGGAUAUGGAUGAGACACAACCAACAUUUACUAUUGGUCCACCUUCUAUUAACUCCUCCCAGUCUGUCAGUUUGACUGUAACUAACUCCUCCCAAGCUGUCAAUCAAAAUCAACCAAACUUGCUGCAGACAUUCUCACCAAUUCAGCAAGUUAAACCAAACCAAACCACUGUAGAGCAAAUACAGGCUCAACAGGAGCAACAACGAUUGGUGGAACAGCAAAGAUUGGAACAUCAGAGGUUAGAACAGGAAAGACAGAAACAACAGAAACUGGAGCAGCAAAGGCUGGAUCAGCAAAGACAACAAGAGCAUCAACAAGUACUGAACCUUCUGCAACAGUCACUCAUUACAAAUGGGAAGACCAAGCAACAAAAGGCUCAACAGAAUAACAACAGGUCUCCACCUUAUAGUAAGCCACGCUCCCCGCCUCAUAAGCAAGUUACCUCUCCACCCCUGACAAAGCAGUCUACCCCCUCUCCUUCUUCAGUUUUUCAAGUGAUGUCACCACCUACUCCCAUGAUACAUCAGCACACACCAUCGCCCCCAGCAAUGGUAAAACAGGAGGUUUGCCUAAAGAUGGAGCCAGAGUCACCACAAAUGCCUUUGCUUCAGCCAGCAUCUCCAGCGCAAUCUAUAAUGCUUAACAACAACCACGCACAAGCAAGCCCACAACAAUCAGAAGCAAGCCCCCAGCAGUCGCAACCAAGCCCUCAACAAUCGCAACCAAGCCCUCAACAAUCACAACCAAGCCCUCAACAAACCCAACCAAGCCCUCCGUUGAUUUCAGUCAUCCCACAGCAGUCACUUUUGAGCCCUGGGAACCUAGUACACUCACAGCUGAGCCCUAAUAACCAGCUACAGGAGGCUCAGCUACAGUUUCUUAAGAGCCUAGAGGGCUUGUCACUGCCCUCUCCCGGUCCUGACUCUAGUGGAGACCAGGCAUCACAUGAGGAAUUGGUCAAACAACAGCAGAAACAGAUUGAGGAGCUAAAGAGACAGGUAAAGCUGUUACAGACACAGCAACAAGCACAGCUGGUACAACAGCAACAGCUGGCUCAGCAACAAGAACAACAGCAGCAACAACAACAGAAACAAAUGAUUGUGCCCAUAAAACAAGAGCCUGCACAUGCGACAACCAACCAGCCUAGGGGCCAUACUACAAUCACUGUACCAAAUGGCAAUGGAAAAGUGACUAAGAUCCAGAUUCCUGCCCAGCUGUCCCCUGCACAAACCCUGCAGUCUCUUGCCCUAAAGACAGCCAGCAAUCGUGCUAGCCAAGGUGACACCAAACCAACCAAUGUCUUGUUCCAGACCAACUCCUUGCAUGAUAAUCUCAACUUUGGGACACUUAGUCAACCAAAAGUGUUCCAGUUUGCGCAGGCACCACCAAAUGGACAGCCGUUUAUAUUUACGUCAAAGUCACCUCCAACAUCAAAUAAUAAACCAGCGAAUAGCAGUGGCGGGAACAAACAUGGAAAAUCUUCUAGUAUGCCUGGUUCACCAGUGGAACAGUCGAAAAUGACAAUCACAAAGUCACUCACAAACCCCUUUAUAUUCACCAAUGUGCCUAGCAAGGACCCGCCUAACUAUGAUGAGGUCAUCAAAAAUAGACAGAAUGCCAUUAUGACAGCAACUCAAGGUGCCCCAGUGACAUCAGUGUCAGAUGGCACCACUAGUACUGUGACAUCGUCAACUGGUGGGAGCUCAUCAGUUCGUAGUGAAGCAGUGGACGAUCUAUUAGAGAUACUCAUACGUCGAGGGGAACUGCCUGAGAGUGCAGCUCAGGAACCACCACCCACGCCACUCUCCACUGCAUCCAGCUCUCAGCCAACAAACCUCCCAGCAUACUUCACAUCAACCAAUACCAAAGCAGGGAUGCCUGGCCCUACAACAGUGCUGCCCCCUGGAGUCAGUAUUAUUGCAGCUACUCCGAAUGGCGGGAGCCAACCAACGAGGUACAUCAUCACAGCUCCACCUGGUGCUCAAAUCACUGGGCAAAACCCUGUUCCCGAUGUGCCACAACAGAUGACGUUCGGCUCAAAUGCAAAUAUCCCCAAUGCAUUAAGCCCGGGACAAAGACAGACACCCUCUCCUUUGAAUAUCUCAUCUGCAAUCUCAAACUCACCUGCGACUGCAGAUGAUAUCGUGUCUCUGCUUGGGGGUGACACAAACACUAAUGAUUUACCAUUGUUUAAUAUGACAAUGGACUGGUCCAGCGACACUGAAACUCUAGGUGACUUGAACUUGCCAUCAUAUGGUAGCCCUCUAGUGGAUUCAGAUAUGAAGGCUACAUUUAAUGCUAAGAACCUCAAUGAUAACUUAACAUUGCCAAGCCCAAGUACUAGUAAUACUCAGAAUGAAAACCUGCAUAACUCAGCUUCUGAUUCCACCUUAGCAGGCCUACAAGAUAUGCAGGAUACAAUUAGUAUGAACACAGAUGUCUCUGAUUGGUUAGAUGUUAUAAUGCCCAGUACGGGACUGACUCCGCUAAGUGCUAAUGCACCUGUCUCGUUCCCUUCAGACCCGGUGUUAACCCCCAAACCUCAAGACAUCUUAGACUUGUUUAAUAUGGAGGAAUCUGACUUUAACACCCCUACAGAUGCUCCUUCUAAUAUGAACUGGGAUGUGCAGCCAGACAGUCAUAGUCUCUCUUGAUCAAACAAACAGAGCAGUCACCUCCCCAGAAUUUUUUCUCAAGUGGGUGC